Messenger RNA from Emericellopsis cladophorae, 303 nucleotides. RefSeq names its product dynein light chain. Lineage: Eukaryota; Fungi; Ascomycota; Sordariomycetes; Hypocreales; Bionectriaceae. Gene Ontology annotation, cellular component: cytoplasmic dynein complex. Gene Ontology annotation, molecular function: dynein light intermediate chain binding; dynein intermediate chain binding. The transcript has 7 exons. The record is from RefSeq and is a predicted model, not a curated record. Bases 1 to 303 code for a protein of 100 amino acids. Gene Ontology annotation, biological process: cilium assembly; microtubule-based process.
AUGUCCGACAUUAAGAACGAGAGCCCUGCGCCGCGGGAGAAGCUUGAAGCUCAGAUCAAGUCUGCGGACAUGACCGAGGAUAUGCAGCAGGAGACCGUCGAAGUCGCACAGGAGGCCAUGUCCAAGUUCACAAUCGAGAAGGACAUUGCCCAGCAUAUCAAGCGCACGUUUGACGAGCGCAAAGGUCCAACCUGGCAUUGCAUUGUGGGCCGCAAUUUUGGCAGCUUCGUGACACAUGAGACCAAGCACUUCAUCUACUUCUACCUCGGCCACUGCGCGAUCCUCCUAUUCAAGACUCAAUGA